This is a messenger RNA of Blepharisma stoltei, 2970 nucleotides long. The record is from the annotation of a GenBank genome assembly. NCBI's taxonomy places the organism in Eukaryota, Ciliophora, Heterotrichea, Heterotrichida, Blepharismidae.
AUGAAUAUAUGGACUUUUACUCUUUUCUCGCUCUCUACAAUUCUUUUAAGUGCUAGCGUUUUGGAAAUAUUUCCAAAACAAUGCUCGCAGUAUUUUUAUGAUAACUUAAAGUCAAAAGAAGGGGUGACCCGGAAUUUAGUACGCUGUACUAAAUUCCGUACUUUUUUUACCGUCAAAAUGACUGAGAAAAAAAAAAAUGUACUUUUUUUUUACGGAAAAAAAUACAUCAUAAAAUUUUUGUACUUUUUCUAGGAUGGGGUAAAAUAGUACAUAGGUUUUAGAAAACCAUCAAAACGGGGGUAAAAACGUACACAUGGCAAAAAACUCGUUAAUAGAGGCAGGUACAAAUAAGCUAAGAAAAUAGAAUAAUUAAAUUAAAUAAAAGUGUAUAAUGUUGUAUAUUUUCUUAAAUAUAAUAAUAAAUAUGAAUAGAUUAAAAGAACUGUGCAGUGUCUUAGACAAUAUAUAUUUGUUUUGAUUGUAUUUUUUUUUUAAAAAAAUAUUAGUAAACAAGUUCACUAUAAUUUUUGUAUAUAAUUGUAUCGAUAACGAUCUAUUAUUCAAAAUCAUUCAUAAUAAGACUAAAGUAUUAUAAUCGCGAAGUAAUAUCUAAUAGCAUGAUUAAAUGUUUAAAGGUAUGCACGGAAUGCAUAGCUACAGUUUAUUUUAAAAAACUUAAAAACUUACGUAAAAAAGUACAAAAAUUUUUUUGUACUAAAAAUUCCAGUAAAAAAGUACAUGUACUUUUUUGUACUAAAAAUUUCAGUAAAAAAGUACAUGUAUUUUUUUUUUUUAUACGGAAAAAAAGUACAUGCUUAAAAAAAUCAAUUAAAAAAAUAGUACCUAUUAAAAAUUAAUAAAUUAUGGAAAAAUAAUUUAAAUAAUAUUUUUAAAUAAAACAUAUGAGAACGCAUUUUCUAUGUUCUACUGUAUAUGAGUUCAUAAAUAUUAUUUAUCUAUUACGUUUUUAUUAGCUUUAUUCCAGCUUCAUUUGAUUCAUUUGGACUACGCUUAAAACCCUUGCUUGGUAAAAAUUUUUUAAACAAGUAAUUUUUUAUUGAUUAAGUGGCUUCUUGCAUUUGCAGCAGCAGUAUUCAGUCUCCUCCUUCGUUUGCUUACAGAUUCAGAAGUUUCCCAGUAAUAACUACAUGCAAACUUUGAAUUCAUUCCUCUGGAGAUUCUUAAACAAGCCUGCAUUUUUAUUUUUUGCUAAUAUGAGCUAUAGGAAGGACUUUUCUGCUUUUAUUAAUUGAGUCAGUUGCAGCAAAACUAAGGCUGAAGAUAGAAGUGAAGAGUUCAAUGCUUGAAUACCAGCGUCAAAAAAUAAUAAUAUCUCUGUGGAUUUUCUGGGAGAUUUUUAAUUAGUUUAUGCGAAACUCUAUUUCCAUAAUAAUUGUCAAUAAAAUAGUUGGCGCUGAAUAUUUCUAAAUUGUAAAAUAUAUUUAGCAUACGACUUAUGUCUUGGAAUCUCCUAGAUUUUUUAUGACUCAGAUAUUACCAAAUUUUGCAAAGAGGGACUAUAGAUCAAUAAUCCUUAUGCUUGGGAGCUUUUAUUAGAUCCAUCAUAACUAUAUCCCAAUCCAUUUUUCAAGUUCUUGAGCAGUUACUGACACCAUAUACUUUUUUACUUUUUGAAAGAGCUUCUGCAUAAACAUUCACUUCUUGAUUAUUUCAAUAAUAAAUUCUUUCUUUGAAAAAAUGGCCCUAAAUAAAUUCAAUGGUGUAAUUUGAUUUGAUCAAUGAGAUUUGGAUAUUGAUCCAAUUGGAGGCGUAUUAUCUUUUCUAUUGAAUUCGUAUAUUUCACUUCAAUUCUCAGAAGAAAUUUCAUCUUCAGAAGCUUCAAAUUUAUCACGUAAGUAAGCUGCUCCUAAUGAACUACUUGAUGAAUCUUCUGCUUCAAUUUGUUCUAAUUUUUCACUCUGCAUAUAUUUAUUUUAUUAUAGAUUUAAAAAAUUAAGGAAGUGUUUUUAUAGUAGUAUUCUUCAGUAGUAUUUUUCAGUAGUAUUGGCUAAUUGUGAUGUUAAAUCAUAUACAGUAGAACAUAGAAAAUGCGUUCUCAUAUGUUUUAUUUAAAUAUUAUUUAAAUUAUUUUUCCAUAAUUUAUUAAUUUUUAAUAGGUACUAUUUUUUUAAUUGAUUUUUUUAAGCAUGUACUUUUUUCCGUAUAAAAAAAAAUACAUGUACUUUUUUACUGAAAAAAUUUUUAGUACAAAAAAGUACAUGUACUUUUUUACUGGAAUUUUUAGUACAAAAAAAUUUUGUACUUUUUUACGUAAGUUUUUAAGUUUUUUAAAAUAAACUGUAGCUAUGCAUUCCGUGCAUACCUUUAAACAUUUAAUCAUGCUAUUAGAUAUUACUUCGCGAUUAUAAUACUUUAGUCUUAUUAUGAAUGAUUUUGAAUAAUAGAUCGUUAUCGAUACAAUAUAUACAAAAAUUAUAGUGAACUUGUUUACUAAUAUUUUUUUUUAAAAAAAAAAUACAAUCAAAACAAAUAUAUAUUGUCUAAGACACUGCACAGUUCUUUUAAUCUAUUCAUAUUUAUUAUUAUAUUUAAGAAAAUAUACAACAUUAUACACUUUUAUUUAAUUUAAUUAUUCUAUUUUCUUAGCUUAUUUGUACCUGCCUCUAUUAACGAGUUUUUUUGCCAUGUGUACUUUUUUACCCCCGUUUUGAUGGUUUUCUAAAACCUAUGUACUAUUUUACCCCAUCCUAGAAAAAGUACAAAAAUUUUAUGAUGUAUUUUUUUCCGUAAAAAAAAAGUACAUUUUUUUUUUCUCAGUCAUUUUGACGGUAAAAAAAAGUACGGAAUUUAGUACAGCGUACUAAAUUCCGGGCCACCCCAAAAGAAGUCUUACUUCCAGAGGCAGUUUUAAGAGAAGAAAAUCAUGGGACUUUUAGUAUUUCUUUGUGAAUGAAAUUAAUUGAUAUUACCAAGUCAGGUACAAUUUUUACAAUGAAGAUUGCAGAGUAA